UGACAAGCCACUGGCCAAGAACAAAGAGAGAGCGCCCCACACAGCACGCGCUCUCUACCCGCCAAACAUCGUCUUCUCUCUUUCUUUCCUUCUUUCUUGUGGUUCCAGUGAAUAAGAAAUUCAACGCGACCACCAGCCCUUCUUCUCCCUUCUCCCCUUCCUCGGCCGUCUCCGUUCGCCGCCGCCGCCGCCGCCGCCGCCGCCGACCUAAUCUCGAAGACAAUGCAGAUUCACUCCCCUCGCGUCCCCCUCCACGGCCCCGUCCCCCGGCGCUUCUCCGAUCGCUCGCUCCCCUCCCUCCGCCCCCUCUCUGUCCCCGCCCCCUCGCUUCCCGACGGCUCGCGUCCCGUCGAGCUGGCGCUUCCUGGAGGCGAGGCGCGCUCGGGAUCGGUUCGUCGCGGCUUGCGUUAGCCCUGGGCACGAGAUUGCCGAGGACGAAGCCGAGACGACUCCGGCGCCGGCGACGAGUGACGACGAUGCUCCCUGGCGCCGCCGCCGCCGUCGUUCGGUGAGGAGGCGGUGGCGCGGGUGGAGGCGGCGGAGAAGAGUGGGUUCUCGGACCAGAGCUUGUGGGGUCAAAUGAAGGAGAUCAUGGUGUUCGCGGGACCGGCGACUGGUUUGUGGAUUUGUGGGCCGUUGAUGAGUCUCAUUGACACCAUCGUCAUCGGUCAGGGAAGCUCGAUUCAGCUCGCUGCGCUAGGUCCUGGAACGGUUCUUUGCGAUUAUAUGAGCUACGUGUUUAUGUUCCUCUCAAUUGCCACCUCGAAUAUGGUAGCUACUUCUCUGGCGAGACAGGAUAAAGAUGGGGUGCAGCAUCAAAUAUCGAUCUUGCUCUUUCUUGGAUUGACUUGUGGCUUCUUGAUGCUCUUCUUCACGAAAUUCUUUGGUUCAUGGGCAUUAACUGCUUUUGCUGGGCCAAAGAAUAUACAUAUUGUCCCUGCAGCAAAUACUUAUGUUCAGAUUCGAGGCUUAGCAUGGCCAGCACUUCUCAUUGGUUGGGUUGCUCAAAGUGCAAGCCUUGGCAUGAAAGAUUCAUGGGGACCCCUGAAGGCUCUGGCCGUCGCCAGUGCCAUAAAUGGAAUUGGUGACAUUAUCCUCUGCAGCGUGUUAGGUUAUGGCAUUGCUGGUGCCGCAUGGGCAACAAUGGCUUCACAAGUUGUUGCAGGUUAUAUGAUGAUGGCUGCUCUAAACAAGAAAGGAUACAACGCCUUUACAAUCUCCGUACCAUCAGCCGAUGAACUUUUGUCAAUACUCGCGCUUGCUGCUCCAGUGUUCGUAACAAUGAUCUCGAAGGUGGCCUUUUAUUCACUUCUUACAUACUUUGCUACAUCUAUGGGCACAAUUACUGUGGCUGCUCAUCAGGUAAUGGUUCAAAUAUUUUGCAUGUGUACGGUAUGGGGUGAGCCUUUAUCUCAAACCGCACAAUCAUUUAUGCCCGAGCUAAUAUAUGGAGUCAAUCGGAGUUUGGAAAAGGCGCGAACAUUGCUGAAGUCUCUUGUGAUCAUUGGCUGCAUAGUUGGGAUCAUUUUGGGAAGCAUUGGAACGUUUGUGCCUUGGAAGUUUCCUAACAUCUUUACACCUGAUCAACAUGUUAUACAAGAGAUGCACAAGGUGCUAAUUCCAUACUUCAUGGCAUUAGCCAUCACACCCCCCACACACAGCCUUGAGGGUACAUUGCUGGCCGGACGAGAUCUUAGAUUUAUCAGUGCAUCCAUGAGUGGAUGCUUUACUCUGGGCUCUCUUCUGCUGUUGCUCGUGAGCAGUAAAGGGUUGGGUUUGGCAGGAUGUUGGUAUGCACUCUCGGGAUUUCAAUGGGCUCGGUUCUUUCUCGCUCUACGGCGCCUUACUUCUGCCCACAGUGUACUGUACACAGAAGAUCUGAGCCGUUUUAAAGUGCAGAAGCUAAAAGCUACUUAGCUUAUAAAUCACUCAAUAAGGCAUGUGCUCAGUAUUGGUACUUUACUGAUCGUCUUGAUAAGGGGCCAUCAAGUAACUUCUCGUGCUUCUCAGCCAUACCACAUGCAUGAUGCGUGGUUAAUCUGUUUCCUCACAUUAGGUUAGGGUUAUUCCAUUCUUUGUGCCUCAAAGAGGCCGAGAGCAUUAAGCAAGGUAGUUCUUAAAGCUUUUGCUUCUUCUACAGAAAGACGGGGUCGUCUGCGUCUUAUUGUAACUGUAUCAUAAUAGAAUAGACAAUAGGAUUAUCCUCUUGGAGGUGAUACGACUGAGGUUGCUCCUCUUUUAAUUGUAAAAGCUAUCUAUUCAAAUGGGGCUCCAUUCUUGAUAC
Molecule: messenger RNA, 2284 nt
Organism: Eucalyptus grandis
Lineage: Eukaryota; Viridiplantae; Streptophyta; Magnoliopsida; Myrtales; Myrtaceae
Product: protein DETOXIFICATION 46, chloroplastic-like
Exons: 14
Coding region: 580-1917 (445 amino acids)
Biological process (GO): transmembrane transport
Cellular component (GO): membrane
Molecular function (GO): antiporter activity; xenobiotic transmembrane transporter activity
Source: RefSeq, a predicted model, not a curated record